UCAACUACCCGCACUCCCGCCCUCGGCACCCAGGCGUCCGCACCAUGCUCCCGCUGCUCCCGCUGCUCCCGCUGCUCCUCCUGCUCCUGCCCGCAGCCCACGGUGCAGUGGAGCGUGUGGGGUACACGCCGUCCCUGACCAAGAGCCCCGUGCUGGAGGGGCUGACGACCGGCUCCACCUUCGUGCUGGAUCAGCCCCGCUGCGUCUUCGACAAGUACAGCAACGCCGACAUCUGGCUGGUGGUGGCUCUGGAAAGCACCGCAGCCAACUUCAGCAACAGCGUUGCGCCGGGGACUGCCGAGAGCGCGUUCCAGAACUUCCCUGACAGCGUCCCCGCCUACAUGACCCUCAAUGCCACCCUCGCCAACUACCCCUGCCCCAAACCCGCCGGGGAUAUCACGGUGCUGCGCGUUGGUAGCGAGACCAGCUGCAGCGGGGAUGCUGCGAGACCCACCUGCAAUGGCCCCCUGCCCGGCCCCGGGCCCUACCUGGUGAAGUUCCUUGCCCUGGAGGGCUCUGAGCCCGUGGCCGAGACAGGCUGGUCACAGCCCAUCAUGCUGAGGACAGCCAAGUCAUCCAACAGCAUCUCCACGACGGACGGAGGGCACAGCGCCGGCAUGAUCGCCCUCACCACCAUCCUCUCCAUCCUCUUCGCCAUCCUCCUGGCCGGGCUGGUGGCCAUGUUCGUCUUCUGGGGGCGCCGUGCAAAGGGCAGCAUCACAUUCACACCCAGCCCCGGUCACAGCGCCCUUACAGGCUGUCCUUGUCCUGCCUGGGAGGGGUGUUAGCAACCUGCCCCCCCCCCGCUGCCGGAGCCGCCCCCGUGGAGCC
Molecule: messenger RNA, 831 nt
Organism: Lepidothrix coronata (blue-crowned manakin)
Lineage: Eukaryota; Metazoa; Chordata; Aves; Passeriformes; Pipridae
Gene: UPK3BL2
Product: uroplakin-3b-like protein
Exons: 6
Coding region: 45-788 (247 amino acids)
Source: RefSeq, a predicted model, not a curated record